Messenger RNA from Trifolium pratense (red clover), 2850 nucleotides. RefSeq names its product nucleolar MIF4G domain-containing protein 1. Lineage: Eukaryota; Viridiplantae; Streptophyta; Magnoliopsida; Fabales; Fabaceae. The transcript has 15 exons. The record is from RefSeq and is a predicted model, not a curated record. The coding region runs from base 295 to 2652 and encodes 785 amino acids. Gene Ontology annotation, biological process: ribosomal small subunit biogenesis. Gene Ontology annotation, cellular component: nucleolus. Gene Ontology annotation, molecular function: RNA binding; protein binding.
UGAAAUUACUAAAACGCCCUUAUCUAAUACUCAAAAUUACCUUCAUCCGCUAACUAUCUAACUUUGCGAAGCCAAACCCCUAUUUGUCUUCUGUUUCCGAUUAACCACCGCCACCACUGACCACCAGCGCCAGUUCUUCUUCUCCUCCCACUCCCGCGUGUCUCACCGCCGACGGCGAAGCUUUCUCCCUCUCUGAAACACACCGGCAACCGAAUUCCACUUGAAAUAAUUGAUGCUUGGUUAACCUCUUCAGUUCACACUUGCUUCUCCUUUUCGUAAACUUAAGCUGGAAAUAUGGCGGAACAAACCACAGAAAAAUCACGCCGAGAACGAAGGAAAGAAUCCCGUUUGGCAAAGAAAACAUCCAAAUACCAAUCUUGGCUUCAACACCAGAAAUCUGAAUCUAUUAAAAAAAGUACCAAUCAAGAUCCAGAGUUAGAACCUGAAAGCAAAUUGGACCAAUCAGUUAGUCCUAGUCUCAAUGAAACACAAGUUGUGAAGAAAUUGAAAUCUUUGUCUGAGAAACAAGUGGCAGCUGAAGAACAUGCCUUGUCAGAAGAUGAAACUUGUGACACUGUUGUAAGGAAAGUGAAGAAGAGUUCUAAAACAAGUUCCAAGAAGAAGAGGGUUGAGUUGGGUGUGUCGGAGAUUUCGUUCGCUGCCCAAAAGGAUUUAGAAUUGGAAAGAAAACUCUCGAAGAGGCUUAAGGUGAAAGAAGGAAAAUUGGGGGGAUUGGAUGAUGGAUUGAACUUGUUAUUUGAAGGAUUUCCGUCUGGUGAUGAUUUAUUUGGAGAUAUGGAGGAUCUUGAUACUGAUGAAUUACCAAAAAGGAAGUCGAAGAAGAGCACGUUGAGUAAGAAGCAGAAGUUGUCAAAGAAAGGGGUGGAAGCAAAGUCAUUAUAUGGCGCAUCGGGACCUGUGGAAGCUCCUGAUCAAGAUGUAGCAUUUGAAGAAGUUCCCGAUAGUGAAACUUCCAGGAAGAAGAAGAAUAAGAAAAGAAAGUUGGCGAAUCAAGAGCAGGAAGAUGUUUGCAUAGUCAAACCUGUGGAAUCCUGUGGAACAGAUGCGACAUCAGGGGAUGUUGCUGCUGAAGUUUCUGAGAAGAAAGAGAAAGGAAAAUAUAUAGCACCUCACUUGAGAGCUCGUGCUGGCAAUGAACCUGAGGAGCAUACUCAAAUUCGAAGACGUGUACGAGGCCUUCUUAACAGGAUUUCUGAAUCAAAUGUUGAGUCAAUUACUGGAGAAUUGUCCUUGAUCUUUCAGUCUGUUCCUCGUAGUGUUGCUUCACAGAUUAUGAUUGAGGAGACUUUAGCAUCAUGUUCUGGAGGCCCCCGUGGCAAUAAACAAUAUGCUGCUGUGUUUGGUGCAUUUGUUGCAGGGAUGGCCUGUUUGGUUGGUAUGGACUUCGGUGCAAAGUUUAUGGCUUCCUUUGCCAAAUGCUUUGAGGAUGAGUAUCAUAAACAAGACAAUCUCUCCUUGCGGAAUAUUGCUCUUCUCUUAUCAUAUUUAUGUAUAUUUGGAGUCUGUUCUAGUGAUUUAAUAUUUGACUUUCUAAUCAUGCUGAGCAAGCGUUUGACCGAGGUGGAUGUCUCUAUUAUUUUGACUGUGCUACAAAGUUGUGGGAUGAAAAUAAGGGCUGAUGAUCCAACUGCCAUGAAAACGUUCAUUCUUAAUAUUCAGGAUACGUCAAAUAAGAUGAAGGCUUCCUCUGGAGAUGUCCCUGAAAAGAAUAACAGCAAAAGAAUGGAGUUCAUGCUUGAAACCAUAUAUGAUAUCAAGAACAACAAGAAAAAGACAGAAGAGGUUAACCCUCGAAUUAAAAAGUGGCUACAGAAGUUAAGAGUUGAUGAUAUUUCAAUUAGAGGGCUUACAUGGAGUAAGUUACUUGAUCCGGACAAGAAGGGCCAAUGGUGGUUGUCUGGAGAUGUGGUUUCUGCUACCGAUAAUGUUAAAAAUAUUGAAGAUGUGGCUAACAAAAUAGACAAAGAUGUUGCUGAAACCCAACGAAUGCUGCAGCUUGCUGCUGCUCAAAGGAUGAACACAGAUUCCAGAAGGGCAAUAUUUUGUAUAAUAAUGUCUGGGGAGGAUUACAUUGAUGCAUUUGAAAAGCUUCUAAGAUUGGAACUACCAGGCAAGCAGGACAGAGAUAUAAUGCGGGUUCUUGUUGAAUGUUGCUUGCAAGAGAAAGUUUUUAACAAGUACUAUACAGUGCUGGCUUCCAAAUUGUGUGAGCAUGACAAAAAUCACAAGUUUACUCUACAGUUUUGCUUAUGGGACCACUUUAAGGAGCUGGAGUCUAUGGCUCUUUCGAGAUCAAUGCACCUGGCAAAAUUUGUGGCUGAAAUGGCUGCAUCUUUUACUCUCUCCCUUACGGUUUUGAAGACUGUGGAUCUGAGUGAUAUCACCCAGCUAACCCCAAAAAGGAUUAUGCAUUUUCGCAUUCUGUUUGAGGCCAUUUUCGAUUAUCCUGACACCGUGGUGUGGAAGAUAUUCACACGUAUAGCAGGGACCCCUGAACUUGAAAGUUUUAGACAGGGCAUUGAGUUUUUCAUUAAGGAAUACAUUUUGAAAACAAAUAAAGCUGUAUCUCAAAAAUUUAAGUUGGCAAAAAGAGCCCUUAAUAAUAUUGAAGGAGUCCUGAUGCAAGAGUAAAUUUUGGAGAGAAUACCCAAUUUUAGAGCUUCUUGUAUAAUUUUUUAUUUAUACUCCUUGUGAGUUAUGAGCAGUAGGAAUUUUUACAAUUACUUUGCCGAAGGCUAGGAACAAUUUUGUAAUAGUAUAAAUUGCAUGUACACCCUUUUUAUUAUGUGGGAAAUGAAUGUGGUUGAAACUCGAAAAUUGCAAAGUAAA